AGUCCUGGUCAGCGGUUGUGCCUUCCUCUAUUCGUGUACCCCGUGCCCCCCCCACAGUGUGUCCCGGUGUAAGAUGUAUGCUCAGAACGGUUCCGAAGGUGGUGGUCCGGCGGAGAACGUGCGUGCCGUCGACUUUCGCUCCGAUACGGUUAGCGUGCCAACACCGAGCAUGCGCCGAGCCAUCUUCGAGGCAACCGUCGGAGACGACGUCUACGGCGAAGAUCCGACCGUGCGGAAGCUGGAGCAACGAUCGGCCGCCCUGUUCGGCAAGGAGGCCGCCCUAUUUGUUCCGUCCGGUACAAUGGCCAAUCUGCUGGCAAUUAUGGUCCACUGUUCGCGCCGGGGAACCGAAGCCAUCGUCGGCGAUCUGGCGCACGGGUUUCUCUACGAGCAAGGAGGCGCGUCCCAGUUUGCCGGGGUGCUGCUGAGCACCAUCCGCAACAAUCCGGACGGGACGUUCUGUUUAAACGAGCUGGCCACGAAAUUUCGGGGCUACGACGUUCACGAGCCUAAUACCGUGCUCGUGAUGGUUGAAAACACGCACAACAUUUGUGGCGGUAAAGUCGUCCCGCUCGAGUGGCUCGAGAAGUUGUCGAAAAUUUGCGUGGAAAAGGGUGCCAAAGUGCACAUGGAUGGCGCUCGCGUUUUCAACGCCGCCGCAUACAUGGAUGUACCCGUGUCGCGUAUCGUACGUGAUGUCGAUUCGGUGUGCUUCUGCUUGAGCAAGGGCUUGGCAUGUCCGGUCGGGUCGGUGCUUUUGGGCACGGCAGAAUUUAUUAAGGAGGCACACCGUUUGCGGAAGGCACUGGGUGGUGGUAUGCGGCAGGUUGGAUUCUUGGCCGCAGCCGGACUCUGCGCAUUGGACGAGAUCGUUCCGAAGCUGAAAGAUGAUCACGCACGCACCAGACGCGUGGCGGAAGCAAUCGAUCAAAUGAAAAGUCCCAUUUUCAAAGUAGAUUUGGCCAAUCUGCACACCAACAUUCUGCUGAUUCGUAUCCUCAACAAGCAAAUACACUCGAGCGACCUGUCGCACCGGCUGGCCACAGUCCAUCCGGAAGAAAUUGCCGCUGGCGUUGUCGAUUCGCAGGGCAACGGAAUAGCCGUGAAGCUGAGUGCCCGUGAUUGGACCUUUGCCCGCAUCGUCAUCUACACCAAUAUUACCGACGAGGAGGUGGAGCUAGCUAUAAAGAAAAUUCAAUUUGUGUUCAAGGAAUAUGAAAAAAAUGUGUAAGGCCAUUCUGGAGCGAGUAGCGAAAAGCAACUUCGCUGUUGUUUAGAAAUAAAACCUUAUUUCUGUGGCGAUCCCACUAGCAGCAGGAAUAACAGUUUCAUCGAACAGCUAACAAAACGUAACAACUGAGUUGAAGUUACGCUAAUCUCGAAAGAAACGUUAUAAUAGA
Anopheles bellator is the source of this 1400-nucleotide messenger RNA. RefSeq lists its product as uncharacterized. Gene Ontology annotation, biological process: glycine biosynthetic process; L-threonine catabolic process. NCBI's taxonomy places the organism in Eukaryota, Metazoa, Arthropoda, Insecta, Diptera, Culicidae. The transcript is spliced from 3 exons. Gene Ontology annotation, molecular function: L-allo-threonine aldolase activity. The record is from RefSeq and is a predicted model, not a curated record. Gene Ontology annotation, cellular component: cytosol. Bases 74 to 1231 code for a protein of 385 amino acids.